This is a messenger RNA of Cylicostephanus goldi, 275 nucleotides long. The record is from the annotation of a GenBank genome assembly. Lineage: Eukaryota; Metazoa; Nematoda; Chromadorea; Rhabditida; Strongylidae.
AUGUUGUUUUCUCUAUUAACUCCACCAUCUUCGCUUUUUCGUUUGAUUUUUCUCUUGUCGGCAGUCGCAACCCACAAUUCUGUUAAACCUUGGUUCACUCCGUUUCUACUGCAGGCUGAGAUUAAUCAGCUGAGAUUCCGUGUCAAGGCACUUCAAGAAACAAAUGAGAUUCUUCGAAAUCGAAACGUUGAUCUUAUGGCGAAAGCCAUUGGAUCAAAUGGGUUACCUGCUUCAUCGCCUACUGAUGAAAAUGGGGCUUCAUCUGAUGGUUAGUU